Messenger RNA from Musa acuminata AAA Group (dessert banana), 1478 nucleotides. RefSeq lists its product as uncharacterized. NCBI's taxonomy places the organism in Eukaryota, Viridiplantae, Streptophyta, Magnoliopsida, Zingiberales, Musaceae. The record is from RefSeq and is a predicted model, not a curated record. The transcript is spliced from 8 exons. Bases 84 to 1229 code for a protein of 381 amino acids.
GAGUGGCUGUGGAUAAGAAGACGUCGAGCGCACGUUGGAGAACGCUGGCUCGGAGCCAACUAACCACAAAAAGAGAGAAAAGAAUGGCCACAGCUUUCGCCAACCAAUUCCUCCGUCCAGUUCCCGCCGGCCUCAGGCGGCCUCCCGCCGCCCUGAAGCCCGCCGGAACCUUCCUUCAUCUCCGACGCCCUCCCGCAGGUCCCGUGACAAGGAGUGUGGGUCCGAGGAGGGGUUGCGCUGUGAAGAGCGAGUCGGUGGAGAAGGUGGGCACCGACCUGAAAGACCUGGUGGAGUUCCUCUAUGACGACCUCCCUCACCUCUUCGACGAGCAGGGCAUCGACCGGACCAUGUACGACGACCGCGUGAGGUUCCGGGACCCCAUCACGCGUCACGACACCAUCGACGGCUAUCUGUUCAACAUCCGGCUCCUGAAGCUGCUCUUCCGCCCCGAUUUCUAUCUGCACCACGUGAGGCAGACAGGACCUAAUGAAAUCAGUACAAGAUGGACUAUGGUAAUGAGGUUUACGCUUCUACCAUGGAAACCGGAGUUGGUGUUCACGGGAACAUCAGUCAUGGGCGUCAACCCACUGACUCAAAAAUUUUGCAGCCAUUUGGAUCUUUGGGACUCCAUACAAAACAAUGACUACUUUUCUUUGGAAGGUCUAAUAGAUGUUUUAAAGCAGCUGCGAAUAUACAAGACUCCGGAAUUGGAAACCCCAAAGUACUUGAUACUGAAAAGAACUGCAAAUUAUGAGAUAAGGAAGUAUGAGCCAUUUGUGGUGGUUGAAACCGAAGGAGAUAAGCUAUCUGGCUCAUCUGGUUUCAACAAUGUUGCCGGGUAUAUAUUCGGUAAGAAUUCCUCGACUGAAAAGAUUCCCAUGACGACCCCUGUUUUCACACAGGCAGUUGAUGACAAAUUAUCAAAAGUUUCUAUCCAGAUCGUUCUACCAAUGGACAAAGAAUUGGGCAAUUUGCCUUCUCCCAGUGCCGAAGCAGUUAAUUUGAGAAAGGUUGAAGGAGGUAUUGCUGCAGUAAUAAAAUUUAGUGGAAAACCGAGUGAAGAGAUUGUACUCAGUAAAGAGAGAGAACUUCGGUCUGCAAUACUUAAAGAUGGUCUCAGACCUCAACAAGGUUGUUUGCUUGCUCGCUACAAUGAUCCUGGCAGUACAAACAGCUUCAUAAUGCGAAAUGAGGUGCUGAUAUGGCUUAAUGACUUCACAUUAGAAUAACCUGCAAGCAUGUUGCAGACAGUUCCGCCGGAGCAGGGAUCAACUGUGUCAUCUUUGUUAAGCUCAUUCCUAAGUGCAACUUUUCGAUCGUUCUUUCAAUAUACAUUGUGUAGAUCAAUGAUUUCUUUGAUCUCCUGUAAUAGCUGUGACGUUCUUACCUGUAUAUUUGCACUCAGUCUGUAAAAAAGAUUGGUGGAUACUGAAAAUUGAUACAUUAAAAUGCAAAGAAUAGACACAAGAAAUUUUCUC